Messenger RNA from Guillardia theta CCMP2712, 999 nucleotides. RefSeq lists its product as hypothetical. NCBI's taxonomy places the organism in Eukaryota, Cryptophyceae, Pyrenomonadales, Geminigeraceae. The transcript has 13 exons. The record is from RefSeq and is a predicted model, not a curated record. The coding region runs from base 1 to 999 and encodes 332 amino acids.
AUGGACCUGACGCUGAUGCUCUACGAUGAUAACCGAGGGAAAUUCAAGGAGCUGAUCGGGAGGGCAAAGAUAAAGAUCAAAAGUAUACUCCAGUCGGGGGAAUGUUGGGUGGAGAUGAAGAAGAAGAACGGGGAGAGCGUGUUGGGUCAGAACAAGAAAACGACGAGAGUGAAGAUCUCUGUGGACCAAUGGACGCAGAAGAAUCAUACAGCUCUCGAUCACAAUCAGAUCUCUCCUCUGGAGCUCACCAACUUUGUGCAAUUCCUCGAGGACGAGGAGUGGACGUUCCGGUUUCGAGUGACAAGGGUCGGCUACCUGUGCUGCAGAUUAUGGGAAGGGAUUGCUCCGGAUUGCUAUGUGGAGACGAUGUUUGUGAAUCAGGCCGGGAAGAGGCUGAGGGUCCCGAAGAACGAAGACAUUCAAACCCUCCAGCUCCUCCUCGCCUUCAAGUCUUCCUCCAUGCUGCGCCUUACCAAGUCCUCCGACUUGGGUCCAUCGAAACUCUUGAGGCAAGCAAGUGACAACAGAGCAGGUCUGACCAAGGCCAACCUGUUUCAAGUGUAUUUCGAGUCGAAGAGCAAACCAAAGAUCGAUCUUGACCUUCAUGCCUUUGAGAACGGGUUCCGUCUCCUUGACAACCACGGCGUGCCCAUCACCGUCACGCUGGAGACUAUCUUCACCAAGGCAGAGACCAGGUUCACGAGCUCCCGCGCGCGCCUCUCCAUCUCCCUCCGAGAGCACGGCGAGUUCCUGGACCAGCUCAAGGACCUCGAGGAGCAGAUCCAACGGCUGAGCCAACGGGAGUAUAAGGUGCAGGAGAUGCUGCAGGAGCUGGAGGAGGAUUCUUUGGUCCUGUCAUUCAACAAAGUCGCAGACAUGCUUCGCCCGGAUUCCAUGAACACAGAUGUCGCAGCGGGGUCGUCGCAGCGAGACAUUCUCCUUGCCAUGUCUGCCAGUCUCUUCUUUGUUCUCCUCUACUCUCUCUUUCCUCGCCCUUGA